Molecule: messenger RNA, 1197 nt
Organism: Cetraspora pellucida
Lineage: Eukaryota; Fungi; Glomeromycota; Glomeromycetes; Diversisporales; Gigasporaceae
Source: the annotation of a GenBank genome assembly
AUGCCGCCAAAAAAACAGCAACAAUCAGAAAAGUCAAAACAAAAAGAGAAGCAAAAGAUCGUUGAAGAUAAAACCUUUGGCCUAAAGAAUAAGAAAAAGUCUGCAAAGGUUCAGCAACAAAUUAAACAAAUUCAAAAUCAAGUGAUGACCGCGGGAAAUAGAAAGGUUCAAAAAGAAAAAGAAGCUGAAAAACAAGCACUCGCUGAUAAAAAAGCAGCCGAACAAAAAAAGAAGGAGGAGCUUGCUGAGCUAUUCAAACCGGUUCAGACACAGAAGGUACCGUUUGGUGUGGAUCCCAAAACUAUUCUUUGUCAAUUUUUCAAGGCUGGACAAUGUCAGAAGGGAGACAAAUGUAAGUUCUCUCAUGAUCUGAAUAUAGAGAGAAAAGUUCAAAAAAUCGAUCUAUAUACUGAUGCAAGAAACGAAGAAGAAAAGAAAGAUGAUACAAUGGAUAAAUGGGACCAAGAGAAACUUGAGCAAGUUGUAACAUCGAAACAUGGAAAUCCCAAAACAACUACAGACAUAGUAUGUAAAUACUUUUUGGAGGCCAUUGAAAAUCAAAAAUAUGGUUGGUUCUGGGAAUGUCCUAAUGGAGGAAAGAAUUGCAAAUAUAGACAUGCUCUUCCGCCUGGAUUUGUACUAAAGAGUAAAGCGCAAAAGAAAAGUGAAGAAGAAGAAGCCAAUCAAAUUACUCUCGAAGAGUUUUUGGAAACAGAGCGCCAUGCAUUGGGUUCAAAUCUCACACCUGUCACGCUUGAAAGUUUCGCUGAAUGGAAGAAAAAUCGGAAAGCUAAGAUUGAAGCUGAGGAAGAGCUUAAACGUGCCGCAAAAGAAGCUGCAUUCAAAGCUGGUAAAGCACAAGGAAUGUCGGGUCGUGAUCUAUUCACUUUUAAUCCUGAUCUUGUCAAUCAAAUUAAUGAUGAUGAUGAUGAUGGUGAUGAGUUCGAUUUGUCUGGAUACCAGCGCGAUGAUAAUAAUAGAGAGGAUGAGCAAGAUGUUGAAAACCUAGUACAUGAGCAGGAUGAUGAUGAUGAUGGUGAUAAUAUUGCCUGCGGUGAAGGCAAAAGUAGUGUUGAAAAUGAUAUUUCGCACAAAACGAACAAUUCUUCUUCAUUAGUCACUGUGGAUGAUGUUGAAGUUAAAGAGGACCUGUUUGCAGAGGAGAAUUUAGAUGAUUUAGACGACGAUGAUGAAUAA